This is a messenger RNA of Camelina sativa (false flax), 1553 nucleotides long. Its product is annotated as PI-PLC X domain-containing protein At5g67130. Lineage: Eukaryota; Viridiplantae; Streptophyta; Magnoliopsida; Brassicales; Brassicaceae. Gene Ontology annotation, biological process: lipid metabolic process. The record is from RefSeq and is a predicted model, not a curated record. Gene Ontology annotation, molecular function: phosphoric diester hydrolase activity.
CAAACCCACUUUUGCAGCCCCAUUUAUCAUCAUCAUCAUGUCUUCACCGACACGCGCGCACUUCCGUUCACUCUAUUUCUAUCCUUAAAAUCCUCUGACCAUUUUUCUUGGUCUUAAGAAUCUUCACGCAAAUGCAAACCCAACAUUUUUAUCCAACAGUGAUUAUGAUGAUGAUGAUAAAGUAGCUAACACUUUCUUCUUCUUCUUUAGAUUUUUUUGAUUCAUUUUACUAUCUUGGCGUAGAUGACUAUGUCUCCAAGAGUACUACUCGUCCUUCUCGUAGCUCUUCUGAUUCAAUCUUCUUUCCUUUUAGAUAUAUCCUCUGCUCUCCAGGAAGGGAAAACAUGUAUAGCAAAUAGAAACUGUGACACUGGUUUACACUGUGAAACAUGUAUAGCCAACUCUGGUUUCAGACCCAGAUGCUCCCGAACCCAACCCAUCAACCCCAUCUCCAAGACGAAGGGAUUGCCUUUCAACAAGUAUUCAUGGUUAACAACACACAACUCGUUUGCUCGAUUGGGGGAAGUGUCAAGGACCGGUUCUGUCAUUUUGGCGCCUACUAACCAGCAAGAUUCAAUCACAAGCCAACUCAGUAAUGGUGUAAGAGGGUUUAUGCUCGACAUGUAUGACUUCCAAAACGAUGUCUGGCUUUGCCAUUCUUUCAACGGGAUGUGUUUCAAUUUCACCGCUUUUCAACCGGCGAUUAACAUUUUAAGGGAGUUUCAAGUGUUUCUAGAGAAGAACACAGAGGAAGUUGUAACGAUUAUCAUCGAAGACUAUGUGAAAUCACCUAAAGGUCUCACGAAAGUGUUCGAUGCAGCUGGUCUACGUAAGUUCAUGUUUCCGGUAGCUAGAAUGCCCAAAAAUGGAGGGGAUUGGCCAAGGCUUGACGACAUGGUACGUCAAGACCAACGGUUGCUAGUUUUCACAUCCGAUUCACGUAAAGAAGCAACCGAAGGGAUUGCAUAUCAAUGGAACUAUAUGGUUGAGAACCAAUAUGGAAAUGGGGGGUUGAAGGUAGGAGCGUGUCCGAAUAGGGCACAAUCAAAACCGAUGAGCGAUAAAUCGAAAUCUCUUGUUCUGGUGAACCAUUUCCCUGAUGCCGCGGAUUUAAUAGUUGCAUGUAAGCAAAACUCGGCUUCUCUGCUUGAAUCUAUCAAGACAUGUUACCAAGCCGCGGGACAGCGUUGGCCUAACUUCGUAGCAGUCGAUUUCUACAAGAGAAGCGAUGGUGGAGGAGCUCCGCAAGCGGUUGAUAUGGCUAAUGGCAAUUUGAUGUGCGGUUGCGAUAACUUUGCAGCGUGCAAGGCUGACGGAAAGUGUGGAUAGUAAGAAAGACUGAGCCACCGGACUGGAGGCAACUCCCGUAAUUGACCAAAGGCUUUCUGCGUUGCUUGUCACCUUUAUGUUAUUUCUUCUCCCAUAAAGUUUUUAGUGUAGUAACGGUUUAGAUUUUUGUUUUGGAAUUUUUAGAGAUUAGUGUAAUGGCUAGUUACAUUAUUCUACAUUUCCCAAUCAUAUACGAACUAACCAUUAAAAAUGUUAAACACAAA